CUGCUUAGUAACUUGCUACCGAGAGACGGAGAGACAGAAGGCGACAGACGGAAAGAAGAGAUUUGUGUUUGUGCUGAAAGUUAGAAAGUUCAGCCUGGACAGUGUGGGUUCAGUAUGGGGAAGAAGAAAGAGGACAAAGAAGAGCAGUCUGAGUAUGGAGCAGCAACACAGUAUGACCCGACGUUUACUGGACCCCUUCACAACAGGAGCUGCACUGAUAUCAUCUGCUGUAUCCUCUUCAUGCUGGUCGUUGUUGGAUACAUGGUGGUUGGAAUUCUGGCGUGGCUGUAUGGUGACCCACGACAUGUUCUUUACCCACGUAACUCCACCGGCAUGUUCUGUGGCCUCCCUCCCAAUCAGAAUAAGCCGAAUGUGUUUUAUUUUAACAUCCUAAGUUGUGCCACAGCGACGAACAUCAUGGCCGCCGCACUUCAGGGCCUCCAGUGUCCCACCACUCAGAUCUGUGUGAGUUCGUGUCCCUCAGAUUUCUGGUCUCUGAACAUUUUAGCCUACACGGCUCCCUCUUCAGACUUACAGAAAUACUUUAAACAGGAACUGUGUGUGCAGUCCUUCAACCUCAGCACCACCAAACUCUCUGCAUCAGACAUCAUUAACAAGGAGUUGUGUCCAUUCUUCUACACACCCACCACUCCAGUUUUGGGAAGGUGUUUACCCACUUUAGGUCCGGCGUACGAUAACGUCCCAGACACCUUCAAACUCCCCGGGAUGACACCCAAUCAGACUGUCAACACAAUCAAGAAUGCUACGGGUAACAUACUGGGUCAGUUCAAUGCCCGAGACGUUGGCGUUCGCAUCUUCGCAGACUUUGCUUCUACUUGGCAGUGGAUCGUUUUAGGCCUGGUGAUAGCGAUGGUGGUCAGUUUGCUGUUCCUUCUUCUGUUGCGCUUCCUGGCUGCCAUCUUGAUUUGGAUCCUCAUCCUUGGAGUUCUGGCAGUGGGAGCAUUCGGUAUCUGGUACUGCUAUAACGAGUACGCGUUGUUGGCGAACUCCACCCUGACCUACAAUAAUGUCGGCUUCACCACCAACGUCAACGUGUACCUGCAGAUCCGUGACACGUGGCUUGCCUUCUUGAUUAUUCUCUGUGUGGUUGAAGCCGUUCUGCUGUUGACUCUGAUUUUCCUCAGAACUCGAAUUCUCAUCGCCAUCGCUGUUAUUCGGGAGUCCAGCAAGGCGGUGGGCUACAUGAUGUCUACACUGAUUUACCCAGUUAUCACCUUUGUGAUGCUGCUUGUGUGUGUCUCAUACUGGGGCAUCACAGCUCUUUAUCUGGCUACAUCUGGAGGUCCACUCUACAAUGUUGUGGCUUUAAACUCUUCAGAUAGCGGCUGCAGCUCCAUCACCGGCAACCAGAGCUGUGACCCAAUGACGUUUAACUCCUCCCUGUACGCGAGCUGUCAGUCUGCACGCUGCAUGUUUAUAAAGUACAACACAGACGGUUUGUUCCAGAGGAACCUGUUUAACCUGCAGCUGUAUAACGUUGUGGGCUUCCUGUGGUGCGCUAACUUCGUCAUCGCUCUGGGACAGUGCACGCUGGCCGGAGCCUUCGCCUCCUACUACUGGGCCUUCCACAAACCCUCUGACAUCCCAGCAUGCCCUCUGGUCUCCUCCUUCAUGAGAGCGCUGCGGUAUCAUGUCGGCUCUCUGGCCUUCGGAGCUCUAAUUCUCACUCUCGUGCAAAUAGUGCGCAUCAUUCUGGAGUACAUUGACCACAAGUUCAGAGAGGCUCAGAACCCGUGUACUCGGUUCCUGAUGUGCUGCCUAAAAUGCUGCUUCUGGUGUCUGGAAAAAUUCAUCAAGUUUCUCAACAGAAACGCAUACAUAAUGAUCGCCAUCUAUGGCAAAAACUUCUGCGUUUCAGCCAAGAAUGCCUUCUCACUGCUCAUGAGGAACAUCAUCAGGGUGGUGGUGCUGGAUAAAGUGACCGACCUGCUGCUGUUCUUUGGCAAACUGCUGGUGGUUGGAGGAGUUGGUGUUCUGGCCUUUUUUGUCUUCAGCGGAAGGAUUGUGAUUCCCAACUUCACAGCUUCAUCACUCAACUACUACUGGAUGCCCAUCAUUGCGGUAGUUUUCGGUUCGUAUCUCAUCGCGAGUGGGUUCUUCAGUGUCUACAGCAUGUGUGUGGACACACUCUUCCUCUGCUUCUUGGAGGAUCUGGAGAGGAACGACGGCAGCGCUGAGAAACCCUACUACAUGUCGAAGAACCUGAUGAAGAUCCUGAACAAGAAAAACAAAGCGGCUACAAAAUGAAGCUCCACUUCCUGCUCCGCUACAAUCCAGUCACAUGACUGUCACAUGACCAAUCAUCUCUCCUACCUGCUCUCACACAAGGCACUUUAGCCUCCUUGUUUAGCACGCAUUUGAUUUUUCAUGUUUUUAUUUAUUUAUAUUUUUUUAUCUUUACGAAUCCGUUUCCUCACUUUAUUGUUUUUAAUUAAACACUUAUGAUUUUAUACCUUAAAACACAAGUUUUAGCGUCUGUUAAAAUCUUAUACACGAACUCAUUAAAACAGCUGAAAGAUUAAACCAAAGAUCUUGAAGACCAACCGCAGACUAAACAGUGUUCGUCUAAAAGUUGGUCAAAGCCAAAUGUACAAAUCUUUCCUAGGAAUGAUCGUUUUCUUUUUCAUUAGCAUUAGCAUUAGCACCACUCUUUUAUAUUUAGCUACAAAAACGAAUCCCAGACUUAACACAAUUGACCAACGUUUGUCUAAAAACAUGUAAUUAGUGUCAUUUUAUUUAACAAACACUAAUCCCAGACUAAACACAGAUGAAGCUUUGGUUAAGUUAUUUUAAACCUCUGGCCAGUGAAGCUGAAACGUGUGUGUGUGUGUGUGUGUGUGUGUGUGUGUGUAUAGACUAAUAUAUUUACAGAUGAGAUGUCAGCGUGACUAAAACAUUUUGACUUCCAUUUCUUUUUAAGUGACUAUUGUUUAUUUUUAUGAACUCUUUAAAGCCAUAAAACAGAUUUUUUUUUUAUCGUCUGAAGCUUUUAGUUCCCGGAGAAAGUUUUUUUUUAUUUUUAUUUUUUGAACAAAUGAAGAUGUUUAAUAUCCGUGAACAUGACAUUACUGUAAAAUGGUUGAAAUAUACUUGUGUAAUAAUUCUAUUUUCUCUGGUGUCUUUAUCGAGUUUGUAGAUUUCCGUGAGCAGAGUGUAAUUUAUAGAAAUGUAAAUAAAGUAGAAUAUAAAGUG
Molecule: messenger RNA, 3213 nt
Organism: Tachysurus fulvidraco (yellow catfish)
Lineage: Eukaryota; Metazoa; Chordata; Actinopteri; Siluriformes; Bagridae
Gene: slc44a4
Product: solute carrier family 44 member 4
Exons: 22
Coding region: 115-2268 (717 amino acids)
Biological process (GO): thiamine pyrophosphate transmembrane transport; choline transport
Cellular component (GO): plasma membrane
Molecular function (GO): thiamine pyrophosphate transmembrane transporter activity
Source: RefSeq, a predicted model, not a curated record